AUGAAGUUCGUUUUGAUCGUAGCUUUGGUCGCUGCAAUCGGCGCACCAAUUGAAUCCAGUCCAAUUUGUCCGGCAAUUUACCAACCGAUUUGCGCCUCAAAUGGAAAGACUUAUGAUAACGAAUGUUUGUUCAAUCAUGCUUUGGAUGAAGAGGACAGUACGUUAACAAUUAAGUUUCACGGAACGUGUGAGUACUCUGAUUGGGAUGAGAUCGUGUGCGAUGCAGAAGACAAACGCUUUGCUUUCUGCGGCUCGGAUGGAAUCACCUACAAUAACAAAUGCUUCUUCGAUAUUGCCGUUAAAAGGAAUCCGAGUCUGAGGAAGAGAAACGGUUAUCCAUGCUUCACAGGGGAGGUAACUGAAGUGAUAUGCGGAACUGAUGGUAAAUUUUACGAUUUGCCAACGUUUCGCGCACUCCAAUCGGUCAGACCUUAUCUUGGCCAUUGGGGAUUAGAUAACUGCAGGCCUAGUCCUCUACCACCAGGCCCUCCUGAUCAAGAAAUUCGUUAUAGACCUGUACAAUCUUUAUACGAGUCACCGACGGUCUGCGGAUCGGAUUUAUUGAUAUACGAGAUAAGGACUUUCUGGGAUCAGAAAGAACUCAGACCAGAACUCGAAGAAUUGCCGCUGAGCAAUUGCUACUACAAACCAUACUUCCAAGAAUAA
Molecule: messenger RNA, 666 nt
Organism: Nicrophorus vespilloides
Lineage: Eukaryota; Metazoa; Arthropoda; Insecta; Coleoptera; Silphidae
Product: serine protease inhibitor dipetalogastin-like
Exons: 1
Coding region: 1-666 (221 amino acids)
Molecular function (GO): protein binding
Source: RefSeq, a predicted model, not a curated record